Messenger RNA from Trichoderma virens Gv29-8, 717 nucleotides. RefSeq lists its product as uncharacterized. Lineage: Eukaryota; Fungi; Ascomycota; Sordariomycetes; Hypocreales; Hypocreaceae. The coding region runs from base 301 to 480 and encodes 59 amino acids. The record is from RefSeq and is a predicted model, not a curated record. The transcript has a single exon.
GAGUCCCUUCCCCUUGACGUAGUACAUCAUCAAGACGGCGACGACACAUUCAGCCCUGUUGUCGUCUUGAAUAGCUUCGGCGUUUGCACCGUCUUUUCACGCUCUGGUGCGCGUCGCUCGUGCUUUUUUCUACCCCUGACGAAACCCCCUCUAUCACAAAACUAUUCUUGUUCCAUUCUAUCGAUAUAUUUUGCCCAUCGAUUUGCGGACCGUGAUUAUCAAGGCGACUAUAACGACCGACGGCGAUAUGGUCUCUUGUUAGGCUGCGUCAAAGGCAAGAGUGCAGACUAUCCUUAGACAAUGUCAAGUAUGAUGGUCUCAAUCUUCAGAAUCAAGGCCACCAACAGGAUGCUUGUUGCGAUCUUCGGUGAGGCGGUGGUGACGGAGGUGCAAAGGCGUGAAGCCUCCAAUCACAUCUAUCCACAGCGGCCGGUCUCAGAACAUCGAUGGCGCAAAUGGCCAGCAACUUCGUUUCGAUGAAUUUUCGUCAUGGCCUGACAGGCUAUGGCCACGGUUCAGCGACCAUACUCAGGUCGAGAGAGAGGCUGAGAACAUCGAUGGCGCAAAUGGCCAGUAAUUCGUUUUGAUGACUUUUCGCCUUGCUCCAUUAACAGGCUAUGGUCACGACGUUUCGUCGUUCAAUCGAAGAACACCUUUUUGGAGCCGCCGCAAAGUCUUGCAGCAGUCCAAGGGCUGCCUUUGUCUCAAUGCUUGAGA